Elephantulus edwardii (Cape elephant shrew) is the source of this 1521-nucleotide messenger RNA. It is a transcript of the gene FAM227B, whose product is annotated as family with sequence similarity 227, member B. Lineage: Eukaryota; Metazoa; Chordata; Mammalia; Macroscelidea; Macroscelididae. The record is from RefSeq and is a predicted model, not a curated record. Bases 1 to 1521 code for a protein of 506 amino acids. The transcript has 11 exons.
AUGGUGGAAUAUACCAGUUGCUCUGUGGGAGAUUUGCAAUUAGAUGCCAGAUGGUGGGUCAUCACGGGACUCCAUGGCAACACGUGCCCGCACAGGGACUGGGGCCGCGAUCAAAGGCUACAACACAGAACGACCCCCGAGAGGGCUCUGACGUGGCCAGCCACCCCCGCGGCCGCAGGGCUCUUGCCCGGCCGACUGGUCCCCAGAGGGUUGCGGAGACGCGCGAGGAAACGGGGUGAGACUCAGACCUGCACAGCCCGCGGGUCCUCACGGUCCUCCACGCGCUUCCGCUCCGCCGACUCCGCGGCGCGCGCCGGGCCCCGAUUGCAAACGGACCGGCGGAGCGCUUUCCGAGGACACCGGAGGGAGGAGCCAGGCCGCUCGGAGGACUGUUGCUUGGGCGCUGCGCAGUCCCGGGGCAGAGGCCCGUGGGCCCCUGAGGCUCCAUCUCGAUGUGCCAGCAGCUAUCAGGACCUCAGCUCGAAGGCCUUUGGAGCUAUCUGGGUCCUCAGCCAGCCAUGCUACCGCAGGCCUCAGAUGAGACCAGAGAAGGCUGAUGAUUGGCCAAAGGAAAUGCAUAUAAGUCAAGAUGAAAAAUUGGAGCAGAGUCUAAACAAUAUAAAGGAAGAUUGCACGUAUAUUUCAGUUUAUACGCAUUUAUGGCAAAAUGUCUCUCGUAUAUUUGAAGCAGUCUUGAACAUGCAGUCAAGAAUAGAAGAAUGUUCAUCUGUUUUGAAAAGCCAUGCAUCCAGAUUGUUUGAUUGGGGUGACAUGAUCUUGCCAACAACUCCUCUUAGACAAAUGGGAAGACAUGAGAUGUUUGUGAAGGACUGCUUUAAGACAAAGAAGAUAAUGCUUUCAAAAGACAUGGAGACAAAGAAGAAUAUAGAGGGCUACAGCUUCUCAGGAUUUAAAGCAAAUGAACUUACUCAACUACCCAGACAUUUGGAUGCUGAACAAAUUUUUCUUUUUAUAUUAAAAGCGCAUGACUUUGAUGAAAAUACUUUCAAAAUCUGGAAGGCUCAUUUUCUCUCAGAUGCCUCUAUUGCUCUUUUACAUGAUUCCUUUUGGUGGUGGUUUCUCUAUAAAUUUAAGGUGUAUCCUGAUUGUUUGGCACAAUGUAUCUAUGCAACAUUUCAGGAAGCAUUUCCAGAAUCCAGUGACCUCUUUAAUGAUGAAUUUAAAGAGGAUCUAGGCAAUAAUAUUUAUCUUUGGUUGUCAGGCCUAAAACCUCCAAAGGGCUUUUGGACCCACUGGAAACUGAAAAGACUUGCCACAACAACCAUACAUGGCAGCAAGAAAAUACCUCAAAGAUCUCUAAAAGAAAUAAUUGCCAAAAAUCGAGAGCGCAUAUUAGCGAGUAAGCAAAAUUAUUUUAAGUUACAGAAUGGAAUAAACAGCUGGAAUCAAUAUAGUGCAUGGUCUCUCUUGGCAGAUAUUCCAUAUGCAGUUGUGAAAAAUGUUUCUUUUGAAGGGCUUUGUGGUUUUCUAAAAGAAAUAUUUCAAGUUAAAAUUAGUUGA